Molecule: messenger RNA, 312 nt
Organism: Punctularia strigosozonata HHB-11173 SS5
Lineage: Eukaryota; Fungi; Basidiomycota; Agaricomycetes; Corticiales; Punctulariaceae
Exons: 5
Coding region: 1-312 (103 amino acids)
Source: RefSeq, a predicted model, not a curated record
AUGUCGCAAGCUACUGCCCCAUCUCAAACCGCUCAACCAACGCGCGUGAGCACUCCACCGCAGCAGGCCUCCACCCAACCCGGUGAUGGCUCUGUGAAGACGGUACGACCCGAUGAGGUCGACCGCAAUGACCCGAAUAUAAAUGUUGUUGAGCUGCCUCCUCAGGCGGGCAAGAUCCCAUGGAAAGAUCAAGUGAUAGGCCACGCGAAGAACAUCCGAGGCACUGCUGUUGGCAACAAGAGCACGAAGGAGCAAGGACAAAAGAUCCUCAACGGCGAGAUUGCUCCCGCAGAGACCCAUAAGGAUGUGUAG